Molecule: messenger RNA, 1065 nt
Organism: Penicillium taxi
Lineage: Eukaryota; Fungi; Ascomycota; Eurotiomycetes; Eurotiales; Aspergillaceae
Product: shikimate dehydrogenase family protein
Exons: 1
Coding region: 1-1065 (354 amino acids)
Biological process (GO): shikimate metabolic process; chorismate biosynthetic process
Molecular function (GO): shikimate 3-dehydrogenase (NADP+) activity
Source: RefSeq, a predicted model, not a curated record
AUGGCCGCACCUCAAGUCACAACCUCUACACAACAACCAGAGGAGCCCAUCACCAGCCCUGUCAAUCUGGAUGGCGUGGCCUACCUCUAUGGCCACCCACUACUAAACUCCAUGUCACCACCCCUUCACCAGACUGUAUACAGCUCCCUCGGACUUAACUGGACACAGAUCCCGCUAUCCAGCGUAACAGGCACAUCAGAAACCUACCCACCACCAUUCACACGAUCCCCACCGAUCGAAAAGUUCCUAGCCACAAUCCGCGCCAACCCCAAGUUCGUCGGAUCAUCCGUAACAAUGCCGCACAAGGUCGCCAUUAUGCCACACCUAGAUGACCUAACCGAACACGCAACCCAAGCAGGCGCUUGUAACACUAUCUUCUUGCGCAACGACCCAAUAACCGGCCAGCGCCAGCUAGUCGGCACAAACACCGACUGCGACGGUAUCCGCGAGGCAUUGACCCAGAACGCACCAGAUCCGUCACGCUUCCGCGGCCGGCCCGCUCUCAUCAUUGGCGGUGGUGGUACCGCCCGCACAGCGAUCUAUGUCAUGCGCCGCUGGCUCGGCUCAAGCCGUAUUUACGUUGUCAACCGUGACGCAAGCGAGGUCGCCGCCAUCAUUGCUGAGGACCGCCAGCGUAACCCAGACCCUAUUACCCAGGCUCCUAUCAUACAUGUGACUGACCCUGCCGAGGCCGCUAAGCUCGAAUCCCCAUCUGCUAUUGUCUCUGGUAUUCCCAACUACCCGCCCAAGACUGUUGAGGAGAUCAAAGCUCGUGCUGUCAUCCAGGCUUUCCUGGGCACUGCCGCUGAUGCGGCUAAGCAGGAGGGUGUCAUUCUUGAGAUGUGUUACCACCCCGUUCCUUGGACGGAGAUUGCUGAGCUGGCUUCGGUGGGUGGUUGGAAGGUUAUUCUGGGCUCAGAGGCUCUGGUCUGGCAGGGUCUUGAGCAGGCUCGUCUCUGGACUGGCGAGGAUAUUGUUGGUAAUCCUGCUUUAGUUGAGCAGGUGAAAGAACUUGUCAACGGGUCUGUGGCCAAGAGAGCAGCGGCCACUAGGUCUAACCUGUGA